GGCCUUCACCAGCACUGCUAAUGAACAUUCAAUUGUGUCCUUCAAAGCUGAUUUUGUCUGUGUGAUCAACAGGCAGGAAAACGGACACAGCUGCUGGGGACAGCUCCAAAGGGAGGAAUUUUACAGCAACACCACAGGACAGUGAGAGAAUUCCAUGAGUCCUGAUGCAGCACCCAGCUCUUCCAGAGGCUCUCCUUUGGUGAGGUCUCCUCCUUCCCCGAAGGUGUCCCCUGGUCCAGCUGGCACGUUUAGAGCCACUCCUCCUCCUCCUCCUCGUCCUCCUCCUCCUCCUCCUCUCCCGGGUAUUUAACCCAGCACGGGAUGCCCAAACCUGCGGGAUCCUCCCUCCUGUGCCGGGCAUCCCGAGCAGCUCCCGCACGGACGGACGGACAGACAGACAGACGGCCCAAGGGAGUCGCUCAGGAAGGUUCCUGUAGAGCAGCAGGAAUUUCUGCUCCCAUGGAUAAAUCCCUUCACUUCACAGUCUGUGUGCUCACAGCCCUGCUGCUCCUGAGGGAAUCAAGCCAGGCAGGAGCUGGGAGGAAUGAUGAUGCUGUGAGUAAGGGCACAGACCCACGGGGAGCAGGAGAGGGACUCCCAACCCUGACUGUCACAACCAUCCUGGAGGAUCCCUACGUGAUGGUGAGGGGAGCAGAGCUGGAGGGAUACUGCAUGGAGCUGCUGGCUGCCCUGGCCGGGAUGCUGCGCUUCCAGUACCGCGUGCGGGUGGUGGCAGACGGCCAGUACGGGGCUGUGGCUGCCGGGGGCAACUGGAGCGGCAUGAUCGGGGAGAUCCUCCGCAGGGAAGCUGACAUGGCAGUGGCUCCACUGACUGUCACCUCAGCCAGGGAGGAGGUGGUGUCCUUCACCACACCCUUCCUGCAGACCGGGAUUGGGAUCCUGCUCCGCAAGGACACGGCCUCCCAGGACAUGUCCUUCUUCCACUUCCUGUCCCCUUUCAGCAAGGAGACCUGGACAGCUCUUUUAUUUGCUUACCUGCUCACCUGCUUCUGCCUCUUCCUUGUGGCCAGACUGAGCCCCUGUGAAUGGAACGAGCCAAAGAAUGAGGAGAACCACUUCACCUUCCUGAACAGCCUCUGGUUUGGAGCAGGAGCAUUGGCCCUGCAAGGUGCCACCCCCAGGCCCCAGGCAUUCUCGGUGAGGGUCAUUGCUGUGGUCUGGUGGCUCUUCACCCUGGCCCUGCUGGCCGCCUACAUCGCCAACUUCACGGCCCUGCUGAGCUCGGGCAGCGAGCAGCUCCCCAUCCAGACCUUCGAGGACCUGGUCAAGCAGAGGAACCUGGAGUUUGGGACACUGGAGGGCUCCUCGACCUUCUACUACUUCAAGAACUCCAAGAACCCCAUCCACCAGAUGAUCUACGAGUACAUGGAAAAGAGGAGGGAGCACGUGCUGGUCAAGACCUACCAGGAGGCCGUGCAGCGCGUGAUGGACUCCAACUACGCCUUCAUCGGCGAGUCCAUCUCGCAGGACCUGGCGGCCGCCCGCCACUGCAACCUCAUCAGGGCCCCCGAGGUCAUUGGGGCCCGUGGCUUCGGCAUUGCCACCAGCCAGGCCUCCCCCUGGACCAAGCCCCUGUCCAUCGCCGUGCUCAAGCUGCGCGAGUCGGGCGACCUGGACUACCUGAGGAACAAAUGGUGGGAGAGCAGCUGCCUGCGCCAGAGCCAGGAGCGCUGGGGGCCCCUGGAGCCCCCGGCCCUGGGGGGGCUCUUCCUCACCCUGGGCAUCGGCCUCGCCCUCGGCAUCCUCGCUGCCCUGGCCGAGCUCUCCAGCAGCAGCCGCCGCGCGGCCGCGCACGCCAAGAAAUCUUGCUGCUCUGUUUUCACAGAAGAAAUCUGCACUCGUCUACGCAUAAAAGGAGCUGCCAGGCAAAGCCAGGAGACGUCAGGGAAGGCAAAUGCUUGAGGAGUUUUUGCUGUGUUAGGGUUGUGCCACGUCCUAGGAGCUGUAUCAGUGUAGGAAGAUGUUUUUCUGCUAGCCUAGAGUGUUAGUUUGCUAAUUACACACACACACACAGCACUUCUGGAGUGGUGGUGGAGCUGCAGACACAGGGAAAUGAAGUGGCUUGGAAGAAUUUAAAUUGCUAAGGGCUUGAGUGGAACGGUGACAAAUGGAUAAAGUGGAGCAGAGCUGGCCAGGAUGGUGGAUCCCUGGUUAGGUUUGAAGUUCACCCUGUAAGUCCAUGAAGGCCUGGAGGAGGAAGUGACUGGGGACAGGUUAAUGUGAAGCCUCUGCUACUAAUUGCUGUGUGAGGAACAGUCCUGGAACAUUAAAGCUCUUGUCUGUCUCAUCAUCAGGAGCAGCAGCUUAAGCAUUGCAGCUCUAAACAGCCUCACCCUGCCCUGCCUGAGCAGGAGGGGCUGCUCCCUGGGAAGGCAAUUCCUGGAUCAGAGCUGACAGUGCUGCUGUGUAACCCCAGACAGGCCUUCCCUGCACCCCACACCCCAAAAAGGGAGCCCCUGCCACCACGGUGAGCUAAGAAAUGCCAGGCAGGGCUUGUCCUUUGUCCCUUCCCAGCACAGGAUAAGGGCCACUGUGGGGGGACAGAGAAUGUUUUGUUCUUGUUGCCCAAGAAUUGAAGAUUGACAGUGGAAAUCCAUCAGUGCCAGAGCAGGGAAGGGGUGUGAGGAUGAGUCAAUCACAGCAGAGCCCCAGCUCCCCUGCAAGGGGAGAUGUGAGGGUGUUUUGCAUCACGCUCCUGCUCCCAAAUAAUGCUGAAGUUCAGGGGAACAGUUUUCUCAGCUGCAUGUUAAACACCUUCCUCAUUAAGCUGUUUCCCUUUCAGAGCUCGGAUGACUGAGGCAUUUAAGUGUUAGGGCAAAUUGGUGGUGAAAUCACUCCAUUUAUGAACUGCACAGCUGAAGGAGGGAAAAAACAAAUUGGGUUCCUUGGGAAUGGCUGUAAUUGCCCUGCAGGAACAAAGCCACCAAUCCUUGUCAGUCCCAGCAGGGAGAACUGAAGGCAACACAAACCAAGGGGGCUCAGGCUGGGAACUUCUGGGUGAUCCUGAAUCCAGCACUGCACAUUCCCUGGGAGGGGAACUUAGGGAGACCCAGCUUCCAGCUGCUGUGAAGGAAUUCAGUGCAGCUGCAGGACUCCCUCCCUUGUCCCUCCUGCUAAUGGGAAUAAACAAGGGGUUAGGAAUUCCAGGUGUUGGGAAACCAGGGCUGGUCCUUAACUCAGACUGCAACAACCCUGGCUCAGUCACAGCCUGAGCAACGUUUGUGGGGUGAGAAGGUGGAUCAGCCCUUCCAUCAGCUGAGCUGCACAGAGCAGGAGAGAUUUAGGUAAGUCUAAAAGCUGAAAAUGCAACAUCAGAAAAUGCAACAACAGGUUCACUUAGCACUUAAAAACUGUUUGGUAGGUGCUGUGUCACUGCUGGCAGAGUAGGCAGAGAUGUAUAAAAAAGGUUUCAUUGACAUUUAAAUAUAUUUCUAUAUGAAUGUCUCACAGAACAAAAAAAUAAAGUCUUUUCAUCACAAAUACUGCAGCAUUAAAAUAAACACUUACCAAAAUAAACAAUGAGUGAUAUACAUAUA
Serinus canaria (Common canary) is the source of this 3557-nucleotide messenger RNA. RefSeq names its product probable glutamate receptor. The transcript is spliced from 11 exons. Gene Ontology annotation, biological process: monoatomic ion transport; synaptic transmission, glutamatergic; modulation of chemical synaptic transmission. Lineage: Eukaryota; Metazoa; Chordata; Aves; Passeriformes; Fringillidae. The coding region runs from base 322 to 1923 and encodes 533 amino acids. Gene Ontology annotation, cellular component: postsynaptic membrane; plasma membrane; dendritic spine. Gene Ontology annotation, molecular function: transmitter-gated monoatomic ion channel activity involved in regulation of postsynaptic membrane potential; AMPA glutamate receptor activity. The record is from RefSeq and is a predicted model, not a curated record.